Molecule: messenger RNA, 1272 nt
Organism: Colletotrichum orchidophilum
Lineage: Eukaryota; Fungi; Ascomycota; Sordariomycetes; Glomerellales; Glomerellaceae
Product: La domain-containing protein
Exons: 2
Coding region: 1-1272 (423 amino acids)
Biological process (GO): RNA processing
Cellular component (GO): nucleus
Molecular function (GO): mRNA binding
Source: RefSeq, a predicted model, not a curated record
AUGAGCGCCGCCGAGGAGACCAAGCCUAUCGAGGCUGUUGCCGUCGAGGCGCCCGCCCAGGUCGAGGAGCCUGCAAAGAUCGAGGAGACUGCUAAGGAAGAGACCGAGGCCGAGGCCAAGCCUGUCGAGUCUCAGAAGAAGGAAGCCGAAAUCAUCAAGACGACCGCCCAAAUUGAUCAGAAGACGUACGCAAACAAUGUCAAGUUUGACGCUUCUCUCCUCAAGGAGACAGACGACCCUGUCGAGAUUCGCAAGCAGGUUGAGUUCUACCUGUCGGACAGCAACCUUCCCCACGAUAAGUUCCUGUGGGAGCUUGUUGGAGGAUUCGAUAACAAGCCCAUCCCCCUCAAGACUAUCACCAACUUCAAGCGCAUGCGUCGCUUCCAGCCCUACUCAUCUGUCGUCGCUGCGUUGAAGGAGAGCAAGCAGGUCGAUAUCGCCGGCGAGGAGGGCGACGAGACUAUUCAGCGCAAGCAGGCGUACACUUCUGGUAACGACAAGUUCAACGCCCGCUGCGUCUAUGUCAAGGGAUUCGGAGACGAGGAGCCCUCCACCCAAUUCGACCUCGAGGCCUUCUUCAACCAGUAUGGAACCAUCAACUCCGUCCGUCUCCGUCGCACCAACGAGAAGCUCUUCAAGGGCUCCGUCUUUGUCGAGUUCCCCAACGAGGAGGCGGCCCAGAAGUUCCUCGCCCUCGACCCCAAGCCCAAGUGGAAGGAUCACGACCUUAAGAUGAUGCCCAAGAUCGACUACGUUAAGGAGAAGUCUGCUCUGAUCCACGCUGGCAAGCUCGAGCCCAACUCUUCCCGCAGAUUCUUUGAGGGCAAGGAGGGCGAAGGCCGUGGUGGCCGCGGUGGUGGUCGCGGCAGAGGCGGCCGUGGUGGCAACUUUGGAAAGGACGACUGGAAGCAGCGCCGUGAUCACGACCAGAAGAACGGCUUCAGGGGUGGCCGCGGCGGACGCGGCGGACGCGGCCGUGGCCGUGGUGGUGACCGCCGGGGUGGACGCGAUAACCGCGACAACCGCGAGAACCGCAGGGACCCGAACGAGGUCACCAACGACCGCAACGCGUACGUAUCGCCGUAUCUGCCUAGCACGCGCGACAAUACUAACCCAAGUCAUAGUGCCAAGCCUACCAUCCAGGCUACGAACGGCAACGGUGAGGCCGUCGCGGAAGACAAGAACAGCAAUGGCAAGCGCGGACGCGAGGAGGACGGUGCCGCUCAGCCUGAGGCGAAGAAGGUCGACACCAAGGCCGACGUCGCCGCAUAG